AUGAUUGAGUGCAAGCCUUUAUCGACUCCAAUUGAAGCAAACGCCAAGAUAUGUGCUCAAGAUGACAAAGACUUGGAGGAUGCAACUAUGUACAAGCAGCUGGCCGGAAGCCUAAUCUACCUAACCCUAACACGGCCAGACAUUUCAUAUGCAGUGGGGAUUGCAAGUCAAUUCAUGGAGAAACCAAAGAAGCCACACCUCGAGUUAGUCCGGCGCAUACUAAGCAAUGCAGUCGCUUUCCCUGUGGGGGCAGAGUUCCCGGAGCUCAAACUCAAUUCCAUUUACUUCACGGAUGUGGUUGAUGGUUUAGAGAUGGAGGACCACACGACUAUCGGGCACGGUGCUUGGGUGUGGGUCUACUACAAGCUCAAGCCGCGCGUCAAGGCCGCCGGCCACCAGUUCACACCGCUCAGCCUAGCGGCCGCCGGCAAUAGCCCCAAGAAGCUGGAGGAGGUCCGGACGCUGCACUACACCAAGCCGCUGCUCGAAUUCCUGGACUGUGUCCCCGAGGGCGAAAAGGUAUUUUUGGCAGGGCACAGUGGAGGAGGAUACGCGGCCGCCUACGGCAUGGAGAAGCACCCGGGGAAGAUCUCGGGAGCCGUAUCCUUGAACGCCCUCAUGCCCGACACCAAGAACCGCCCGUCCUAUGUCAUCGACGAGGUAUAUUAG
Messenger RNA from Striga hermonthica, 669 nucleotides. The record is from the annotation of a GenBank genome assembly. NCBI's taxonomy places the organism in Eukaryota, Viridiplantae, Streptophyta, Magnoliopsida, Lamiales, Orobanchaceae.